Molecule: messenger RNA, 2547 nt
Organism: Lampris incognitus (smalleye Pacific opah)
Lineage: Eukaryota; Metazoa; Chordata; Actinopteri; Lampriformes; Lampridae
Gene: ical1
Product: islet cell autoantigen 1-like
Exons: 14
Coding region: 131-1846 (571 amino acids)
Biological process (GO): regulation of transport
Cellular component (GO): Golgi apparatus
Molecular function (GO): protein domain specific binding
Source: RefSeq, a predicted model, not a curated record
CUAAUUCGCAUAUCCUGUUUCUCUGGAGACGGCGACGACUGGGAAAAGGAGCUAGCCGAGCCGUCCUGGAUCGAUGCCCGGUCCACUCGGCCUCGGGUUGAAAACAAGCACAGACAAAACCUUGUUAUAGAUGAUGGACGGGUUUGCAGGGGACAUUCUGAGUAGUGGCCGGGCUCUGCUCGGUGAGGACAGCUCGGUGAUGGCACGCAUGCAGAAGAAGUUCUGGAAGACCAAGCAGGUGUUCAUCAAAGCCACCGGCAAGAAGGAGGACGAGUAUGUGGUGGCCUCAGACGCCGACCUGGAUGCCAAGCUCGAGUUCUUCCGUUCAGUCCAGUCCACGUGCACGGAGCUACUGAAGGUGAUUGAAAGGUACCAGCAGAGGAUCACACACCUGUCCCAAGAGGAGAACGAGCUGGGCCUGUUCCUGCGUUUCCAGGCCGAACGGGACCGAACCAAGGCCUGCAACAUGAUGGAAGCCACCAGCAAGGCCCUGUGUACCUCCGCUAAGCAGAGGCUAGCGCUGUGCCAGCCGCUGCACCGCAUGCAGCAGGAGGUGGAGACGUUUCGGCGGCGUGCCAUCGCUGACACGCUCCUGACGGUGGGGCGCAUGGAGAAGGCUCGCACCGAGUACCGGGGAGCCCUGCUCUGGAUGAAGGACGUCUCCCAGGAACUGGACCCGGACACGUACAAACAGCUGGAGAAGUUCCGCAAGGUUCAAGCUCAGGUGAGAGGGACGAAGAGCCAGUUUGAGAAGCUGAAGAACGAUGUGUGUCAGAAGGUGGACAUGCUCGGAGCUAGCCGCUGUAACAUGCUCUCCCAUUCCCUCUGCACAUAUCAGACAACCCUGCUGCAGUUCUGGGAGAAGACGGCUCAUAGCAUGUCAAGGAUCCACGAGGCCUUCCAAGGCCACGUGCCCUAUCAGUUCACCACACUCAAGGACCUCAGGGACCCCCUGGAACAGGAAACAGAGAGUCAGAAACAAGAAGACAAGAAGGAAAAGGUUCUACAGAGCAACACAGAUGAUCUGGUGGCGUUGGAUGACGACAAGCCAAUUGAAGGCGCCUCUGACUCUGCCCUGAGUGAUUUUAGAAGACCGUUCAGCUCAGCGUGCCUCGACGAUGACCCCAUGCUCAUGGCCAGUGACCUGCCCCAGCCCCCGGUCCAGCUCCAAGCCCCUGCAAACCUCCCCUUCCAGCCCCAGCCUCCUACCCAGGCCCUGCACCCAGCCGAGCCCUGGGACUUAGGAGGCUUCCAGUCCAGCCUCCCUCGGCUGCCUGGUCCCGGUGGGGACCUGUUGUCUGGUGGUCAUUCAUACUGUCAGUCCUCCAUCAUCACUGCUGGAACAGGGCUGAGCCAGAUGGAGCAAGACGAGGAUAGAGAGAGGGGCGACUUUGCUUUCCUCAAAGACCUCCUGAGCCCGGGCCCUGGUGGUGGCGAUGAUUUCAGCAAGGAAUGGCAGGACGCUUUUGGGCUGUUUGACUCUCCUAACUCCAACCUCAGCAACUGUCCUGCAACCAUCGGGGCGCCUCCCAGCAGUGCUCCUGCCACCACAGCCCGGCUGCCCUCCCGGCCUCCCAGCCCGACAGGCUUCCUGCCCUCUCAGCUGCUGGAUCAUAGUCUCAGCUCCACAGGCUGGUCCACCCCACCCAUGUUUCAAGCCCCACCCUUGCAGCCCCCUCCCCCUAGCCAAACCCAAUCAGCUCAGAGGGUUCAAGGUUCAACAGCCAAUGCUGCUACAGGCGGGUCCAAGGACAUGUCUGCCUGGUUCAACCUGUUUGCAGACCUGGACCCCCUCUCCAACCCCGACGCCAUUGGACGCUCCGAGGAUGAGCUGCUCAACGCCUGAAGCCUUGUAUCUGUGUUCACACCUCAGUGUGUAUCUUUUCUUUAUUGUGUGAACAGAGGGGAAAAAGGCUCUGUUUAAGAUAUUUUUCCCCACCCUCCCAAAGUAAAUGAAGACAAAUUGAUUAACUUGUACUCACACACCUGCAGUUACGCUGUCCGGGAUGAUGUGCACAUAUCCUCCUUAUUCAUCACACACACAAACACACUGAUGGAGAACACAGUACACACUAGCACUGGAACAUCUGUUUAUAUCCACACCCGUAUACACUGAAACACACACACACGCAUCCACACACACCGAUGUUUUUGAGCCACCUGAUGUGGAAAUGUCAACACUGGAAAAAGAUGUGAAAAACUGAGCGAGAGUGUUGAACCCUCAUCCCUCGUGGCUCAGAGGGGCUCUGUGAAGCACGACAAAACGACCGUCGACACGAAAGGUCGAGCUGCUGGGUGGUGUUUGCAUAUGCACCCAUGCAGCCCCAUGGGGUGUUGUGUCCCUUACUGUUAGAAAAUACUACCAUCAGAUAUAAAGUGUGUUUGGCGUGUGGCUUGUGCAUUAGGUGUCUCUGCAUAUUACUCGUGUCUGCGUUGUGUGGGAGUAUGUCUGUUUGCGGUGUCUGACUGUGUGUACACGUUGGAAGGGAAACCUGGUAUGAUGAAGGAAUCGAUUUAAAAAUAUCCUAGUUGCUUUGUGUUGGUUUU